AUGGAAGCUCUUCCAGGACUUUAUUUUGAAUUAGGAGACCCUGAUCUUGUUUUACUGGAGCUGAAGAUAACUUGGGAAUUGUCUUUGAGGAACGCCCACCAUGGACAGCAUAGACACUGUCUUAGCAUGUGGAAUGAUGACCAACAAAGUGGUGGGUCUAACGCAUCCAGCAUCCCUGUAGGCCUUGAAGAUUUGUUGGUUUCUCAUUUGAGGCGUCCAACUCCUGAGAAGCCCUCUGAUCAAGACAAAGUGGAGGAGGGUCAACAGACAAAAAAUGAGUCCCAAGAAUCACCUGGCCGACAGGAACUGGUGGUGCCACAGCCACCUGCAACCAUCGAACCACAAAAUGAUGGAGACAUAGACCCUGAGUUCCUUGCAGCACUUCCUCCAGACAUUCAGGCAGAAGUUUUGGCACAGCAACAAGCACAAGGGGCUCACCGAGCCCAUGAAUUGGAAGGUCAACCCGUGGAGAUAGAUAUUGUAUCCAUAAUAGCCACAUUCCCUUCAGAACUAAGGGAAGAGGUUCUUUUAACAUCAUCUGAUGCGGUUCUUGCUAAUUUGACACCUGCUCUUGUUGCGAAGGCAAAUAUGUUGCGAGAGAGGUUUGCACGUCGUUAUAUCGGACACUAUUUGGUAUGUUCCCAAGAAGUAGGAGGGAUGAGUCUUCUAGAAGAGGGGAAGGAGAUGGAUCCAACAUGGAUAGAAGUGGUGGGAUCAUUACCUAUAGGUCAAGUGGAAGUAAGCCUGUUGAAACUGAUGGAGCCCUUCUAG
Messenger RNA from Lactuca saligna, 771 nucleotides. The record is from the annotation of a GenBank genome assembly. NCBI's taxonomy places the organism in Eukaryota, Viridiplantae, Streptophyta, Magnoliopsida, Asterales, Asteraceae.